GAUCCUGUCCUCGUUUUCAGUGUGUACCCUGAGGCGUUAUCGACUCUCCCCUGGUCAGUGUUUUGGUCUAUUCUCUUCUUCCUCAUGCUGUUGACCUUGGGCCUCGACAGUUCGUUCGGGGGGUCUGAGGAUGUUAUUACGGCGUUGAGCGAUGAGUUCCCUAUUUUGGCAAAUCAUCGCGAGUUGUUCGUGCUUGGUCUGUUCUCUUUCUAUUGCAUUAUUAGAGCGUUGGAAUCAACCCAGGGAGGGAUAUACCUCUUCCACCUGUUCGAACGCAUGUGCGUGGAGUACCCUAUCCUUCUGGCAGUAUUUUGUGAAACAAUGUGUGUAUCCUGGAUUUACGGUGUUGACCGAUUCCGUCAAAAUAUCAAACGAAUGCUUGGCUUUGAGCCUGGAAUCUUUUGGAAAAUCACCUGGAAAUUCAUCGCUCCUCUAUUUAUAAUGUUCAACAUUGUCUACGGCCUGACAAAUUAUCGGAGUCUACAACUUGGUGACUACACAUAUCCAUUGUGGGCAAACAUUAUCGGUUGGAUGUUGAGUGGGAUAUCCAUGUUGGCUAUCCCAGCAGUUGCUGUGUACCAGUUGUGCAAGACGCCCGGUGCGAUACGUGAGAGAUUUAGAAAACUUAUCCAACCGUGCCCAAGCAUGCUGGUCACCGGCCAAGACACUCCGGAAGCCGUGCCGACAAUCAAGAUAACGCGAAGCGCUUCAGAGGUUAUCUUCAUUCCAGUGGAAUCUUCAACUGAUCUAAACAUGAACGUAUGUUCUUCUACUCCAAAUAUGAGUGUGGAACGGGACAAGCAAACUUAAUCUAGAGGUCCGGAUGGUGGUAGAGAACCAACCUCAUCUGCUGCUGGUGUUUCCUCUCCGAGAGAUCUGUUCACUUUACCUCGCAAAGUGGUCAAUCCCUUUCAUGUAGACCAUACGUCACCUUACAUACCAUUCCACAACAUUGGUAAUAUUCUACGGACACCAGCUUUGUGUUGUCAACCGCUUAUGUUUACACUGCACCCUGCGAAAAGCACUCUAAGCAACCUCUACGCUGUUAUAACGAGUAAAAUUCAUCUUUAAACUAACCAGUUCAUCUGUGAAAUAUUGAAAAAAUUUGUGCCAAG
Messenger RNA from Dicrocoelium dendriticum, 1115 nucleotides. The record is from the annotation of a GenBank genome assembly. Lineage: Eukaryota; Metazoa; Platyhelminthes; Trematoda; Plagiorchiida; Dicrocoeliidae.